AUGGCAGAGGUUCACCGUAGCGCGACACAUUCCGCACCACACGCGGCUCUGCUGGCUGCCCUUAACUCGAACCUGGCGGAGCUGCAGGACCGCUUGCGGGUGGACCCUGGUCUGCAGGAAGUAGGCGUUCUUUGCCAACAAGUGCGACAGGAGACGGAGUGGUACAGGGACACGGAGGACAUCACCUGGAGCUUUGUCCAGGAGUGUCUGCUCCUGAUGGUCACCCUGACACGUCACUUAAGGCAUCUGCUGGAGUCCUUCCAGCAAGAUCGUGCUCCGCUGCAUAGCCGGACCCCUGAGGCCGCCCCUCCCCUGCCCCCUGAUGUUCUGAGUGUCGCUCAGCAACGGACGUGCCUCUACACCUCAGAGGCUAACAAGGGGAUCACUUUGGAGGAACGCUUGGCGUGCCGGAAAGCGCUUCAGAACCUGCUCCAAAAGGUCUACCAGCCAAUCGUCAUCAAGGAGCUUCUGAUCCUUCAAGGAGGGCCAAAACAGGCUCAGCCAGCCGCCCCCGGAGGGGGGGUCCCCAGGACAGCCUUGGCCCAGGCCCCUCCGUGGCUUCGGCGCCUUUGUGGGCAGCUGCUGUCGGAGCGACUAAUGCAGCCCAAAGGUGUUCAGGCUGUGGUUAGGGCCAUCUUGGAGGGAGCCAGAGCCGGGCCAGCAGGGGGCGCUGGUGUAGAAGCAGCAGCGUCAGACUGGAGGAAAUGUGAUGCAGUGGCCAGGGUACUGGCGGCCUGCCCCCAGCAGUCCCUCUCGGCAGAGGACUACUACAGCCAGGUUUGCCCUCAGGUGUUGGAGUUACUGCACUUCAGAGACAAGUUGACUGCACUGCAGUUCCAGCGAGUGGCCACCAGUGCGGCGCUCACCAUGGUCCAGGAGCAGCCCGAGCUUGCCAACCGCUACCUCCUCACGCCCCUCCUCUCCCCUCUGGUCUGCUGUGGGGGGUCUAGUGCCGGGCGGCCUGCCUCUGUGGAAGAAGAGGAGCUGACACGCUGUGUCGAGGAUGUGUACAAGAUCUACGUGGUCGGGAAUCGGCCUGGUCCAGCUCUGUUAAAGUCCCUGGCAGAAGGGAUUCCUGUCCUCUUCAGUCUGUACUGUUUCACCAUGCAGAACGUCUCCCACUUACGAGCUCCUUGCCAGGAGAUCCUGCUCUGGUACCUGUCACACCUCGAUCCUCCUGAUGCCCUGGGAUGCCUUCGGCGCCUCAGCGGUCUCAGCAGUCCAGGAAGUGUCCUGGCUCCAGGGUUUGAGUUCACACCCGGAAGUGAGGGCGGAGCUAAGCUCACGCAAAAAGUGACGGACAGUCAUGAAGAUGAUGCUCUCUAUGAGAAGGUGUCUGGGGAACAGUGGGCAGUGGACUGCCUGGUCCAGCUGCUGUGUGAGCUGAAGGACAGCCAUCUCCCCGGAGACUUCUUCCUGGAAAUGCUGAAGGACCUCACCAGCUGGGCGGAAGAGGAGGAGGAGGAGGAGGAGUGUGGGGGCACGUCGGCCAUGACGCUGACGGAGCUGGAGCGGCUGCUGUGGGGGCGGGCGGAGACCCGGGCACAGAAGCUGGUGCUCCUGCAGGUUCUGGCUGCAAUGUGCCAGGGGAUCCCCCACGUUCUGCUGCUCCGCAAGCCAGCGCAGGUGCUGAGGUUCGUGGAGGCCAUGCUGCAGAGGGCCUGUUCAGGCCUGACACCAGGCUCCGUGGGGCCUGUGGAGGACCAGACGCUCAGCAUGGCUAUGGGUCUGGUGGCCACCAUGCUGACUGGGGCUGUGGAGCUCGGUGCCAGCGACCUCGCCCUCGCGUCCUGCCUGCUGCAGCCUCUGGAGCUCAUCUGCCAGCGACACGCUGAUCCGGUCAUCCGUGAGCUGGCCUCCGACCUGCGGGUGGCGCUGGCCACACGUGGAGCCUUCUGUCCCGACACGGUGACUCAGGCUGCCCGUCGGCAUGGACCUCAGGCCGGCACGGAUCCGAAUAGCCGAAGCGAAGCCGCUGCGGAGAAGUGUGCUACCACAACCGUUAGCCACACCGCUCCUGACUCCCAGAGAGACCCCUGCGUGACCUUUGACCCCAACGGCUGUGCCAGGCCCGGUCACCGAGCCGCAGCUGCCCCAGAUUCUGGGUCACUGUCGGACCAACUCAGCUCCAGUGGGCCCCGUGUCCCACUGUCCGGUCGGACCUUCUCGGAGUGCAUUCUGGAAGCAUGUGACCCCGACAUUCCGACCCGAGCCUCAGCUCUGCGGACGCUGGCCCGGGCGAUUCGGGAGCGAGAGCCAGAGGCCCUGCGCUUUCAAGAAAAAGUCCUGAUGCUGUUCCUGGAGAAUUUGGAGCACGACGACUCCUUUGUGUAUCUGUCAGCCAUCCAAGGUCUGGCUGAGCUAGCUGACGCCUUCCCAGAUAGGAUCCUGCAGAAGCUGCUUGAGGAAUACCAGUCCGGCCCCCAUCCGGGCCCCUGCACCGGGCCCCCGAGAUCCCUGGAGACGCGCCUGAAAGUGGGCGAGGUGCUGAUGAGGGCCAGCCGCGCUCUGGGUGACCUCGCUCCUCACCACGGCCAGCCCCUGAUUGGAGCCUUUCUUCAGGGCACGAGGGACACGGACAGCGCGGUCCGCACCAGCAGCCUGUCCAACCUGGGGGAGCUCUGCCAGAGGCUGCACUUCUCUCUGGGCCCAUUGGCCCAGGAGCUCAGCUCCUGUCUCACCGCUCUGAUAAAGACCGAGAAGGAGAGGGAGGUGCGCAGGGCCGCCGUCCACGUCAUCACUGUGCUCCUGCGAGGCCUGAGCGAGAAGACCACGCAGGUCCUGGGAGAUGUUCUGCUGGACCUGUACCGGGCCCUGAAGUGGGUGGUGCGGGCGGAUCCGGACGACGUGGCCGUGCUCCACGGCCAGCUGGCCCUGGAGGAGCUGGACCAUGUUAUGAGGCGCUUCAUUUUCCCAGAGCAGAAGCUGGAGAAGAAGAUCGUGGUGCUGCCCUGAUCUGGCCCCGGCAACAAUGGAGGAGGAGGAGUAGCGGGCCUUCCUCUAAAGAUGGCCGGAGACCAGCGCCAAAGAGACCAGCGUAUAAUGAGCCCUUUUUGGCAACUACGCGCCUAUUUCAACAGUCCCUGCCUAUUUCACCGUGUGCAAAUGUGAGCUUGAGAGUGGAAUCAGAGAAACAAAAAAAAAUCACCUUUAAAAAUAUAGCGCCAGACAGCAGACAGUGAGAGGCUGUUGUGGUAUUCCAAGCCUUUUAAGUGCGAUUACCAAAUUUUUGGGGCAGGAAAAGCAUUUUGUUUUUUAGGCUUCAGACCCUGCUUGCCUUCUGAGACAUUCAGCAUUGUGUGAGCGUGUCAUGCGACGGGGAUAUCGUAACCGAAUGGAAGCUCUUGCUUUCUGUCUAAAUGUGCUCGCAUGACUGGCUGGUUCAUAAGUCCGAUAUUCAUAUCUGUGUAAGAUUAAGGCAUGAAAUGAAACCAUGCCUGGGGGGUAAUGGGGGGGUGUUCUACAGGCGCAUUUCUCGCAGAUUCUCCAAAGCCGGGAGUAUCGCUCACUGCUUACGGGACGGUUCAUGUCCUGCAGGCCCUCGCCAUGCCACCUGCGGAGCCGUGACUAAGCUGGCAGGAUGCAAAUACCCCCAGGGAGGAAAUGCGUGAUAAGAAUGAAGCAGAAAUGUUCUUUUCUCUCUCUGCCCCGGCCUGUUAAUCCGCCGCAGCUCUGAAACUAGUUGAAUCUGUGCUCUGUGACUGAAUUAAAAUGUACAGUAACUACC
Messenger RNA from Paramormyrops kingsleyae, 3727 nucleotides. The record is from RefSeq and is a predicted model, not a curated record. Lineage: Eukaryota; Metazoa; Chordata; Actinopteri; Osteoglossiformes; Mormyridae.